UUUACUGGAUGAUGGUCCUUAAUUUGUAGAAGCAUCAGAUGUACCUGUAGGUGGAGCAAAGUGAUUUGUUGCUUCAAAAUUUCUUUGAUGUUACUUAUUGAUUGACAAACAGUAUGGCUGAAAUUCUUGCAGGUCAACUUUGUUACAGGUACAUUUUAAAGAUUUCUUGUCUCCUUAUUGCUAAAUCAUUGACCUAAUGUUGUAUCUGCAGGCUUAUCAAUGUGACUGAAAACAUUUUAAUGCGACUAAUUAGCAAGUUGGGGCUUUUUUCCAAUCUCUGCCUUUGUUCACAUGUUUGACUGUACUUGAACAAACAGAUACAGUAAAAACUCUGAAAACCGGACCCUCUGAAAACCGGAAUCCUCUGAAAACCGGACAAUUUUAAAAGUUCUGUAUUUUCUCCUUAUAAAUUCAAUGAAAAAAAUUCUCAAAAUACCAGAACUUUUGAAUUCCAAAAACCGGACAAUUUUCUAUGGCUACCAAUACUAAACAUGCUUAAAAAAUCCUCUGAAAACCGGACAUCAAUUUUAAGUGUCAACUUUUUGUGUAUUUUAAUGUAGAUUAAAACAUAAUCCCAAACAGGUUACAUGUUCAGUUGCCAGUUAUUAUGGUCAUCUGCUUUUUAACUAUGCAGGUGUGAACUUGUCAGUGUGUGUAAAUUUCUUAUUGGCAAUUAAAUUAUAGCUCUUAUAUUAUAAUAGCAUCUUUCAAAAUGUUUUAAUUUGUUUUUUUUAUAGUAAAAAAUCUAGUCUAGAUACAUUAUAUCUUUUUUAUUAACAGGAAUUCCCAAGAUUGAAAGAUAAGAAGCCAUCAAAGUUGGGGUUGUCAUCAAGAAGUGAUAAUCAUCAUUUACCAUCAUCUAGUAGAAAUACCUCACACAGCUGUUGUUUCAUAGAGUGUACAUUAAAGUUGGACAGUGCUGCCCUAGAAACAGCGAUAAACAACACUCAUUUACUGUGGGAGGCAGAGACUGAUAUGUUCUCACCAAAGCAUUUAUCGGACAGGUUUACACAGCUAUAUGAGAAAGAAUGGAAGAGUGCAUACAUGGAAUCAAGUUCUAAAGAUGAAGUUGUCAAACAACUAUUUAAUAUUCUUACAGAUUCUUACACACAUGCAGAUUUAUGCUCAGAGACCCACCUGGAGAAUUUAACAUAUCGUGUGUUGCAACCAGACAUAGAUGUUCAGAUUGGAGAGUUCAACAUGCAUGGCUUUAAUGAUGUAGAACCAGAAUCCUCAGAUUCUACAUUAUUUUGUAAUAUAAAAGAGGACCUUAGAAAACUGAGGGCAAAACAUGCACCUGACUUCAUGAAAGAUAUAGUUUAUAUGAUACAGCAAGAUUUACCAUCAUUCUCAAGUACUUCACCGUCUAGCGGACUCCAUGGUCAUCUCUCGACAUUUGCCAAUAAAUGUUUUGAACUCACCUUUGCCCUUAGACUCCAAGAUCCUCCACUAUUUCUAGAUAUCAUAGAGACAGAUAAGAAUGAUGGACAUGGUAUUGAAAAAGAAGUUUAUAAACUUGUCAAAAGACGUGGGCGUAAAACAAAAACUAUAGUUUGGCCACCAUUAUAUUUGUACAAAGGCGGUCCAAUACUUGCAAAAGGUGUUAUGUUUAUACCAGCGUAAGAUAUUGUUAUACAUAUUAUAUAUGUAUUUAUGGCAAGAACUGAUUGAAAAUCCAUUAGCAUUAAUGUGGAAAUGUUUGGGAUUGUCCCAGAAAUCAGAUGUUUGUCCCAGAGUUGUCCCGGAAAAGAUUGUGUCCCAGAAGAAAGGCAACACCAUAAUUUAUACAUAUGAUCUAUUCAAGGAUGCUGGUACAUGGACAGUUAUUUUGACUUAGUUAUACACAAGAAAUAUUGACAAAUGCCUGUAUUACAUUCAGUCAAAUCUGUUUGAAUCAUACCCUUAAAGAAUCUACGUUAACUAUGUAGAUUGUGUGCUACAGUGAGAAUGAACUUCAGUAAAAUUGUUGAUUAUGCAUCGUUAUGCAACGGACCAUGCAGAUCUGGAUCUCUCUCACAUUCUUGUGAUUUGCAUUUAUAUGUGAUCUGAUGGUGUGACAAUAUGUCACACAGUCAGUCCAAAGUAUGUGAUAAUAAUUGUGUUAUAAUCAGUUAGUCAAAGUUUAUUCUAAUAUUUUUUUAUACAAAUUUUAUUGAAUUUCGUGUGAUUUGCAUUUACAUUGCACCAGUCCUAUUGACUGUAAUAACACUAUACAUUACAUUAUUAAAUGAUAGAUUAUCAAGGUGUCAUAGUGACAUGGUAGUUAUGGCGACUACUAUAUUUUUGUAUAUUAAUAGGCUUUGAGUCUGAUUUGGUGGCAGUGGUUGUAAUUUUUCCUCCAGAUCAUGGCAUAGAGCCACAUUGAAUUCACCAAGGCAACAAUCUGGUUCUUAAACCACUUUGUCCAAUACAUAUAUCUGUGAUCUUAAUAAUCUUUUGACAAUGUAUGUGUCUUAAACUUUCAGGAAAGUGCACUGUAGCAAAUGUGUGAUUUUUUUAUACUGAUAUAUAUAAUAUAUAGGAUAAGAUACUGUAUAAAGCUGUGAUAUUUUGUACUUUAAUGGCAUCUUCCCAUGUUAGUACCAGCCUUGUACUCCGUCCAAGUAGGAACUGAUGGGAAGUUUAAUUGCGUCUUAUUUGUGUACUGAUGCAGUAUUAUUAUUAUUAUUAUUGUUGUUGUUAUUAUAUACAUGUAAACAAAUUUUAGACAGAACUUACUUAUUAUGAUUAUUAUUAUAAUAAACAUUUAAACAAAAAAUU
Messenger RNA from Ruditapes philippinarum (Manila clam), 2760 nucleotides. RefSeq lists its product as uncharacterized. Bases 976 to 1623 code for a protein of 215 amino acids. The transcript has 6 exons. NCBI's taxonomy places the organism in Eukaryota, Metazoa, Mollusca, Bivalvia, Venerida, Veneridae. The record is from RefSeq and is a predicted model, not a curated record.